AUGCACCUGGCCUCUCCUCUGUACCUGGCCCCUCCUCUGUACCUGGCCUCUCCUCUGUACCUGGCCUCUCCUCUGUACCUAGCAUCUCCUCUGUACCUGGCCUCUCCUCUGUACCUGGCCUCUACUCCGCACCUGGCCUCUCCUCUGUACCUGGCCUCUCCUCUGUACCUGGCCUCUCCUCUGUACCUGGCCUCUCCUCUGUACCUGGCCUCUCCUCUGUACCUGGCCUCUCCUCUGCACCUGGCCUCUCCUCUGCAUCUGGCCUCUCGGCUGAUGAUGAGCUGGUUGCUAACGGGCUGGUCCUGGGGCUGGUACCUGGGGCUGGUACCUGGGGCUGGUACCUGGGGCUGGUACCUGGGGCUGGUACUUGGGGCUCGUACCUGGGGCUGGUACCUGGGGCUGGUACCUGGGGCUGGUACCUGGGGCUGGUACCUGGGGCUGGUACCUGGGGCUCGUACCUGGGGCUGGUACCUGGGGCUGGUACCUGGGGCUGGUACCUGGGGCUGGUACCUGCGGCUGGUCCUGGGGCUGGUCCUGGGGCUCGUACCUGGGGCUGGUACGUUCCAGGGCCAGUGGCUGGGGGGGAUGCGGCACGGCUAUGGGGUCCGGCAGAGCGUGCCAUAUGGCAUGGCGGCCGUCAUCCUCUACCCGCUCCGCACAUCCAUAAACUCCCUCCGCUCCGAGCACAGCCACGGCCCCCCCACCCCGCUGGAGGACGGCACCGGGACCGCUGUCUCGCCUGCCGACGGGGUGGUGGGGGGCGGGCUGGUCGGGAGUCCUGUGGGGAGGGGGGGCUUCGCUCUAACUGCGCCCAGCGAGGCUGACCGUCGGGGGAAGAGGAAAGGCCGUUUCCGUCAGUCGAUCCUGAGUGGUCUGAAGCUGCGUCGCUCCGAGUCCAAGAGUUCCCUGGCCAGCCAGCUGAGUAAACAGAGCUCGUUCUGCAGCGAGGCCGGGAUGAGCACCGUCUCCUCUGCCGCCUCCGACAUACACUCCAACGCUAGCCAGGAUGGCGAGCAGGGUGCUCCCGUGGAUGCCACGGUCACCGAGGCCUACGCCGGCGAGUGGCGCAGCGACCAGCGGGCGGGUUGGGGCGUGAGCCGGCGCUCCGACGGUCUACGCUACGAGGGGGAGUGGGUGGCCAACAAGCGCCACGGUUAUGGCUGUACAACGUUCCCCGACAGCACCAAAGAGGAAGGGAAGUACAAGCAGAACGCGCUGGUCAGCGGGAAGCGGAAGAACCUGAUUCCUCUGAGAGCCAGUAAGAUCAGGGAGAAGGUGGAGCGGGCUGUGGAAGCGGCUGAGAAGGCUGCAGACAUCGCCAAGCAGAAGGCAGAGAUCGCAAUGUCCAGGAUGAGCCACGCGAGGGGAAAGUCGGAUGCAGCUGAAGGUGUGGCCCUGAAGGCUGGCGAGGAAUGCCGGAUGGCCAGGAUCGCUGCCAAGGAACUCUCGCCGUCCUUCCAUAUCCAUGGAAACGGUGAAUCCAACGGUCUGGAGUGCCAGCGGCCCAAUAAGCACCAGGACAACAAAGACCACGAGAUCGUUUCCACGGGAACUGACAGUCCUGAGCUGUGCACCCCGGACACCACGCCUCCCGUGAUAACGCCUGACCUCAGCCCAGUCCUGAGCGUCCCCCCCUCGCCCCCCCGCAGCCCGCCAACCUCUAAACACGGUCACUCUCACCGUCCCAGAAACGCCUGCUUCAUGCGGCAGAGCGCUGUGGACGACCACGGAGGAGCAGAGAUACAGGUGCUAGUGGAGGGGCGGGGCAUGGAUCUCCAGAGGGGAGGAGCUAACAACUGGACAGAGGACAUGUAUCCAGACCGGGGGGGUCUCAGCAGCCAAUCCCCAUCUCUACCUGAGGAGCAGGAGGGACAAGUCAACGGUCACGAGCAGGCCCCGUCCAACCACAAACCGAGGGAGAAGGCCUCGACCAACCACAAGUCCCGGGAGCACACUUCCUCUUCCUAUAGGUCGUGGGAGCACUCUUCCUCGUACAACCAGAAGCCCUCAAAGCACACCUCAUCCAAUCACAAGUCGAGGGAGUACAUGCAGUCCAAUCACAAAACAUGGGAUCAUUCCUCCUCCACCAAUCACAGGGCCUGUGAGAAUGCCUCUUCCAAUUACAAGCAGCAGGUGCACAUUUCAUCCAAUCACAAAGCCUUGGAGCAUAACCUGUCCAAUCACAAGACUUCUGAGCAUGCUUCUUCCAAUCACAAGUCGUGCCAAGAUUAUACCUGCUCCAAUCACAUCCCAAAGGACCAUGUCUCCUCAGCCAAUCACAACAACCCCCGAGAGCAUGUGUACUCCAACCACCAUUCCAAGCAGCAGCACAUCUCAUCCAAUCACAAGCUUAGCAAGCAUGCCUUGCCCGACCCUGGGCUCGACAGCCCCGCAGGGGGCUGGACUGCCGACGACGCCCUGCGGUGGAGCCCUGCCCACUCGCGCCUCACGGACCGAGAGGAGGAGGAGGACAGGCUGGGAGACUACACAGUAGACAUGAGGUUCCAGCCCCUGGACUCCACUACCCAGAUGUCCCCUGGCCCGGGCCCCAAAAGCAGGUUGCGCCCGCGGGGCCAGCGGCCGUUCAAGGAGGGCUCCAUGGACUCUGUACAGAUGCUGGACACUCUGAAUGUGGGGGCAGAGCAGGAGGAGUGGCCCCUGCACAGGGACCUCACUCUCUCCCCGCCUCUCAAGUCUCAGCCAAUCACCUUGGAGCAGGACGAGGAGCACCUCACCCUCAAAUCAAACUCAGGCUCCAGCUCUGUCCUGGUUGUCAUGGUUAUUUUACUCAACAUUGGAGUAGCCAUCCUCUUCAUCCAUUUCUUUAUUUAAACUUCCUUCUAUGAUCUACUAAGUCUUACUAUUAUUAUUAUUAUGAUGAUGACUUCUAUUCCAUGAGUUAUUAUUGAUCCAGACGUGACUCUGCCCAGCCAACGGGAGGCUGCAGCGUGGAAGGAGGAGUGACGACGGACAUCGACAACAUGGUCUUUCUAUUGUUGUUAACAACACACUGUUGUUCCCUUGUCCACCCCUUUGAUGUUAAUCUCAUCUCAUGUCACAGACUCAGUUAAGGUAUAUAAUUCAACAGAUUUAUCUAUCUGCCUUGAGUUUCUAAAACACUACAGUUUAUUUUUUAUUUUUAAUGAAUUGGCCUUUUGUUGUGCUUGCAACCACGUGGAAAGGUAUUGCAUUACGACUGUGGAAGGGGAUUAGAACAGCAGCUUUGAGAUGGUGCGAUGUGAUGUGGUGGCGUAGUCGGCCACAAAUGCACGGGUUUUGUUAGUAGGGCACCUGCUGUAUAGAGGACAGGAUACACAGGACACAGACUAUGUCCACUUGACCCAUCCAUCCAAGACUAGUGUACAGCACCCUCUGUCCUACACUUUAUCCCACUUAACAAUAUGACAUGCUAGCCCAGAGCAUGGUGAUCACACUUCUUCACCCACCCUAGCCCCUAUACCCUAUACCCUAUGGCCUCAUCCACCAACCGCUGGGGUGCCUCUCAAAUGGCACCCUAUUCCCUAUAUAGUGUACUACUUUUGACCAGAGCUCUAUGGAGGCUACAGUUAAACAUAGUGCAUGAUAGAGGGUAUAAGGUGCCAUUAGGGACGUAGUCCUGAUCUAUGCUACCAAACUAUGCUGCAAGAGAAGAUCCAUGUUAAAGGGCUCCGCCAUGUUUAUUUUCCUGUUCACCAUAACACACGCACACACACACACACUCACUCUCUCACACAUACACACGCACACACUCUCACACACACACUCUCUCACAUACACACUCUCUCACACAUACACACGCACACUCUCUCACACAUACACAGGCACACACACACUCUCUCACAUACACACUCACUCACACACAUACACAUACACACAGACACAGACACAGACACACACACAGACACACACACACACACACACACACACACACACACACACACACACACACACACACACACACAUUGCAUGAGGGCGUGUGCAGUUAAAAUAGCAUCUUCCUCUCCCUCUGUCUUUUACAUCUGGUGUUCUUCAUUUGUACACAAACCCACCCAGGUAUCCAUUCUUAUGGUUCCCUUCACCCAGAUAUCCAUUCUUAUGGUUCCCUUCACUGCAACUAUGAACUGAGAGUUGGGAUCAAUGCCGUUUCACAUUCAGUCGAAUCAGGAAACUGACAUUUUUAAGAUUCGAUUCAUGAAUUGAAUAAAACCCACACGUUUCUAUGAGUUUUUUUUUUGAUCCAUGAAUCAUUCAUGAAUGAUCUCAACCCUAUCACUUACACAACAAAACACACGCAGUGUCCACACCCACAGACACACACACACACUACUGACAUACUGAGGACUAUGGAGGUGGGAGAAUUCAGGCUUGCCCCUGUGUACAGCAUUGAGACUGUUACGUUAUAACACUGAUUCUAAGUAUAUAUAUAUAUAUAUGUAUGUAUCAUUAUUAUUCAGAUGUUUGUUACUGUUGAGCAUUUUGCCAGACAGAGAGAAUGCUGAGUGCCUCGUAUUUAUUUAUUUAUUAUUCAUGUAAUGAUUCACUUGAUGAAACACCCCUCGUGGGACAUGCAGUCUGGGAAGGGGGGGGUCGACCUUCAGAAUGGUGAAAGGUUGACCCCUCCUGAAGUGGCAUGCACCGUUUAGUCUCUCUCCCAGUCGGACUUCUUCCAGACCAGUCCACAGGGAGAACCGGGUCUCUUCCAGACCAGUCCAAAGUCCCAAAUGGAACCCUCUUCCCUAUAUAGCUAGUGCACUACUUUGGGAGAACAUUAGGCCCUGGUCCAGAAUGGUGCAUGGUAUAUAGUGAAUAGGGUGCUAUUUGGGAAUACAGCCUGGAUGUGUUCUCCUUCAGUGUCACCUCCAGACAUGCUGGGGGACCCAUGAGAUGUUUUUCAGCAUGUUUGUUUAGCCUGCUCAAAUCUGGUGUCCGUCAGUUUGUGAGUCUCUCUCUCUCCGGCUCUCCUAGUGUUUUUUUACCCAGCAACAGGUGGCUGGCGCUGAGGCAGAGACCAUCAUCGGGGUCAAAUAAAUAAAAACGCUAGCUUUUAAAAACUCUUGUGGAUUUUAAAAAUGUUCGAUCCAGAGUUUUAUGAAUGAGCUAAAAAAAAAUCUGUUCUGCUGUUUUAUACUUGGCACCCGGUGACAUCAUGUUGUGACAUCAUUGCAUGCCCAAGCAUGCUCUUUUCUUACGCUUUUGGUUUAUGAUAUGUGGAGAAAAAUAAUGAAAUGUUUGAAAUGACUGUG
Salvelinus fontinalis (brook trout) is the source of this 5243-nucleotide messenger RNA. Its product is annotated as junctophilin-3-like. Bases 1 to 2832 code for a protein of 943 amino acids. Lineage: Eukaryota; Metazoa; Chordata; Actinopteri; Salmoniformes; Salmonidae. The record is from RefSeq and is a predicted model, not a curated record. Gene Ontology annotation, biological process: regulation of synaptic plasticity. Gene Ontology annotation, cellular component: junctional membrane complex; endoplasmic reticulum membrane; plasma membrane. The transcript is spliced from 7 exons.